UUGGAUACAGUAUAACUGAAGGAAGUUCACAGAUGUUCCUCAUAUCCCAGCUGACAGUGAUGCUGAGCACUCUGAUCCUGCUGCUGAACCUCGGAGGAGCCACAGCUCUCAAGAUCUGCUCCUUCAACAUAAAAUCAUUCGGAGAGAGCAAAAUCUCCAAACCAGAUGUACUGGACAUCAUAGUGGAGAGCAUUGGUCGCUGUGACCUUAUGCUUGUCCUGGAGAUCAAAGAUGCAAAAGGAAAAGCAUUUGAUCAACUCAUGAUUCACCUGAACAGCAGGUCCAGGACACGAGCAAAUGAAUUUAGCUCUGUCAUUAGUGAGAGACUCGGGAGAAAAUCCUACAAGGAGCAAUAUGCCUUCAUUUACAGGCAGAAGAUGCUGUCUGUGAGAUCCGUCUAUCAGUAUCCAGACACUCAAACCGGCGAUGAAGACGCUUUUGCUCGAGAGCCGUUCGUCGUGUGGUUUUCAUCUCCAAAAACUGAAAUCAAGGAUUUCGUCAUUAUUCCUAUUCACACGGCUCCAGAAGCGGCUGUGAAAGAGAUCGAUGAACUGUACGACGUUUAUCAGAACGUUUCGCAGCUGUGGCGAUCAGACAACUUCAUCAUUAUGGGGGAUUUUAAUGCCGCCUGUGGUUACGUUCCAAAGAGACAGUGGGUGAACAUCCGUCUGCGCUCGGAAACUCAGUUUGUGUGGCUGACAGGUGACAAGCUGGACACGUCAGUGAAGAAAUCUACCAGAUGUGCUUAUGACAGGGUCGUCCUCCGCGGAGAGAGGAUGAUUGAGGCUGUGAAUCCUGAAUCAGUGGAGGUGUUUAAUUUUAAAGAGGAAUUUGGCCUCACUGAGCAGGAGGCUCUGGCAGUGAGUGAUCAUUUCCCGCUCUGCAUCACUGUAAACCAAGCGCAGAUGAGAGGAUAACAACCUUCUCCAUUUACACUUUUACUGCUCGCCUGCUUCAUUAGUCCUACAGAUGAGAAUGAGAAACAGCUUACAAGAAAACAAAUGAGUGCUUUACUUUUGUAGAGAAGAGCAGAAAUGUUUGAUUGAAUGAUAAUGUCAAGCUUCCAGUGCUUGUUAAUUAUGAACCAGCGGUCUGCAGUGUUGGUUUACUGGUUGCUGUGAGACAGCAGAGUUAGUUUGCAAGCCUGUUAACACUUUAACCCGUCUACAUUUCUCCAUUAACUCCAUUCAUCACAACACCUGUAUUAGUGCUU
This is a messenger RNA of Onychostoma macrolepis, 1213 nucleotides long. RefSeq names its product deoxyribonuclease gamma-like. Gene Ontology annotation, molecular function: DNA nuclease activity. NCBI's taxonomy places the organism in Eukaryota, Metazoa, Chordata, Actinopteri, Cypriniformes, Cyprinidae. The coding region runs from base 33 to 917 and encodes 294 amino acids. Gene Ontology annotation, cellular component: nucleus. Gene Ontology annotation, biological process: DNA catabolic process. The record is from RefSeq and is a predicted model, not a curated record. The transcript has 8 exons.